Megachile rotundata (alfalfa leafcutting bee) is the source of this 4653-nucleotide messenger RNA. RefSeq names its product PDGF- and VEGF-receptor related (gene Pvr). Lineage: Eukaryota; Metazoa; Arthropoda; Insecta; Hymenoptera; Megachilidae. Gene Ontology annotation, cellular component: plasma membrane; signaling receptor complex. Gene Ontology annotation, biological process: multicellular organism development; protein phosphorylation; cell surface receptor protein tyrosine kinase signaling pathway. Gene Ontology annotation, molecular function: transmembrane receptor protein tyrosine kinase activity; ATP binding. The record is from RefSeq and is a predicted model, not a curated record.
CGUUGAACAGUACCGAUCGUUGUUAUGCAGUGACUAAGUACGAGUUGUUUCUUCUCCUUAUUUUAUCGAAAAUGUGAAAUAGUGAAGACAAGAAGAAACUAGAAAUCGGUAACAAUGGUGCAUCCUUGGGAAACAGUGCUCAUUGGGAUCCUUCUGUUGCUUCGUACAGGAUUAUCAGAAUUGACAGCGGCAGACAUAAAGCAAAUAAAGGAAGCUCCUGAACUGAUCAAAAACGAAGGUGACCCCUUGAAGAUCGAAUGCUAUGGUUCCGAAAGAACUUCUUUUAUUUAUCCUAACGUUACAACUAUAUCGCUCUCCGUCUCCGAAGCCUUUCUCCAAGAACACUACGAAAAUGACAUUCAUAAAUACAUUUUUGAACGACCUGAAACUGUUUAUGGAGAUACAGGUCUCUAUGGUUGUCCAAAUCAUUUUCUUAAGGUCACCUCAGAUCCUGAAUUCAAAGAACAGACAAGCUAUGUGUACAUUUAUUUCCAAUCUAAUACAAGUUUGUUCGUAGAAGCGAAUACUUUUUCUUCGCUGCGCAAAAUUAUUGGCGAGACCGUCAUUAUACCAUGUAGACCAACAUCGCCUAAUUAUACGGUCACCCUAGAUACCGGUGAAACGGUUAUCGACUCGAACAGAUUAUCUUUCAAUCCAAGGAUUGGAUAUAUCCUGAGCAAUCUUGCAAUUAAGGAUAGUGGAUACUUCAAAUGCGAAAUCAAAUAUGGUGAUAUGAUUGGAGAGGACAAUUAUCAUUUAUUAGUGGAUCGACAUCAAAAAUUGAACCAGCCGAAAAUACAUGAAAAUACUUUGGGUUAUGUGACACGGGGUCAAACUCUACACGUGAACUGCACGACAGAAGUAAAUGCAGAUUUGCAGUAUGUUUUCAAUUGGACGACACCUCAACAGAGCAGUAGAAUAACUUCUCGUUACUACAGUAAAAUCUAUGGUAUCAAUAUUCGACAAGCCACUAAUGAAUUAAUUAUACAAGAUGUGAGGGAUGAGGAUGAAGGCUGGUAUGAAUGCAUUAUCAUAUCCCCUCAUGAUUCUAAGCAAACGAAGAAGUAUAUCAAAGUUCAUGAUCCAGACUAUAAAUUCAUCAAUCUAACAGCUCAAGAUCCUGAAAGAUAUUAUCAACAUCAGGAAGGUGAUAAAAUACAAUGGGUUGUUUAUGUACAUGGAUAUCCUGAACCUACUCUUAAAUGGUUGGAUCCAAGGGGAGAGGAAAUCGUAGAUAAAAUGAACAAUUACGCGAUAAGUUACAGCCCUACUCAAACGAUUUUAAAAAUCAAUAAUUUGAAAAUCGCUAACAUGGGAGUUUAUUCCCUUCAAGCUACGAAUGGAGAUAAAAACGAAAUGUUAAAUUUCACUUUGGAAGUGAUUGUUAAACCUUUAGUGAUGUUAGAAGAAUCUCGUUACUAUGCUUUGAAUCAGAAAGCUGAAAUACUUUGCGAUGUAGUAGCAUUUCCACAACCUGAAAUUUCAUGGAACUUUGUAAAAUGUCCUCACUAUCCACAUUGUGAUACUAUAAAUGAAGACAUAGUAAGUACCGAGGGGGUGGUAUCAGAUACCAGAAUUCUCUCAAAAGUGAAAAUGACCUUCGAGAUGACUGGCCAACUAAAAUGUACCGCAUGCAACGUUCUCGGAUGUGAAUCGAGCACUCAAACUGCUUUAGUCUCUGAUGGAAGAGGUGGGUUCGGUAUAGUCGAACCAACAGAAUUAGUAACCGAAGGUGACAAUUUAGAGCUAAUUUGUGCUGCUUCGAUUUACAAUUAUUCGGAUACAUUUGACUGGAGAUACGGCAAUGAUUCGCGCAUUGUAGAAAAUAACAGAUUAACGAUCGUUCAUAGUAAAACUCAAUUUACUUAUCGUUCAAUUUUGAAGAUAAUGAACGUUACUAAAGGAGAUUCAACGAACUACUCGUGCCGAAAUAGAGAAGAAAUGAGUUACUUUCUGGAAGUUCAUGAUGCACAAGCACCCUUUUUCAAAGAAACUAAUAUGAACAGAAAUGAACUUACGAUAGAUUUAAAUACGCAGGCACAUAAAACGGUGAUUCUGAAAUGUUUUGUGAAUGGGAUGCCAAAACCAAAUAUCACUUGGUAUAAGGAUGACACUUUAAUAAGAAGAAACGACCAAUACAUGUUUCUCUUUCAACAUCAAGAGCUUCAUAUUAAAUAUCUGUUAGGAUCGGACAGUGGAAAAUAUUCAUGUAAAGUAGAGAAUCGUAUAGGAAAAAUUGAAGCCUCUCAACAAAUAACGAUAAAAGGAAAAGUGAUCCCCAAGGAACUAAUUGCAUUGAUUGCCAUCUUAGUAAUCAUUGUUGUGGUUCUAGUAAUUUAUUUCACCAUCAAGGUUCGUCGUGAAAAGAUAAUGAGGAAAGAAUUAAUGGAAGCUGGACUAAUGCAUUUUGAAGAAGGAGCAAUAGAAUGCUUGAAUCCAGAUUUGACUGUUGAUGAUCAAGCUGAGUUGCUCCCUUAUGAUAAGAAAUGGGAAUUUCCUAGAGAUAGAUUGAAAUUAGGAAAAAAAUUGGGAAGUGGAGCAUUCGGAGUUGUAAUGAAAGCAGAAGCACAAGGAAUUUGUGAACACGAAACGGUAACAACUGUUGCUGUAAAAAUGGUUCGACGAACAACCGAUCCCACGUAUGUCAGAGCACUUGCUAGUGAAUUGAAAAUUAUGGUGCAUCUAGGAAAACAUUUGAAUGUUGUUAAUCUUCUCGGAGCGUGCACGAAAAAUAUCUCCAAACGUGAAUUGCUGGUGAUCGUCGAAUACUGUCGAUUUGGAAAUUUGCAUAACUAUCUGUUCAGACACAGAACUAAUUUUAUUAAUCAAAUCGAUCCAGCAACAGGGAAGAUUGAUCCCAACAUCGGUCUAGAUAUUUUAACGAGAUCUGCCAGCAUUGGAAGUAACAACAGGAUAAAAUACGCGGUAUUGUCAUUUUCCCGCAGUCUUAGCGCCAAUUCUGGCACCGACACGGUGCACUAUCAAGCUACUGCUACUAUGGAUUCUCAAGGGGUUAGCAUGUCCCCGGAUGGUUGUGUUCUCAGUACCGAGUCCUCACAGCCAGGGUGGAGAUCCAACUAUCGUGGUGAUUAUAAGGAACACAAUUUGAAACCCAUUUGUACCCAAGAUUUGUUGUCUUGGGCGUUUCAAGUUGCACGAGGAAUGGAGUACCUUAGUCAGAGAAAAGUAUUGCAUGGUGAUUUAGCAGCAAGGAAUAUAUUAUUGGCAGAGAACAAUGUGGUAAAAAUAUGUGACUUUGGUCUCGCAAAAACUAUGUACAAGGAUGAUAAUUACAAAAAGAAAGGGGACGGGCCAUUACCCAUAAAAUGGAUGGCCAUCGAAUCGAUAAGAGAUCGAAUUUUCUCAACUCAGUCGGAUAUCUGGUCGUUCGGUAUUGUUCUAUGGGAAUUUUUCACAUUAGCCGAAACACCGUAUCCUGGAAUGGAAGCUGAAAAACAGUAUCAGAAGCUGAUAGAAGGUUAUAGGAUGGAACAGCCGGAGUACGCUACUCCCGAAAUAUAUAAUAUAAUGCUCCAGUGUUGGAAGGCUAAACCUACUUUACGACCAAGUUUCACAGAGUUAGUUCAGAGUAUAGGUGAUCUCUUGGAAGAUAGCAUAAAAUCGCACUACAUUAGUCUAAAUGCUCCUUAUCUGGACAUGAACACAAUGCUAUUGGAAGCCGGCAAGAACGACUAUUUAACUAUGCUGUCUGCGCCUGACCACACGACUCUCUCUUCACCGACUCACGAGUACGCGAAUUCGCCCUUGACUUCGCCCGCGUCCACCUACCUGUGUAUGAGUCCAACCAGUCCAAAGGACGAGUCCGGAAUAUUCAGUCCCAGACCACAAGAAGAACGAUUACGUUUCGAGUUCCCAUCUCCAACUUCAGACUCCGAAGAUGCAGUAGAGUUGUCGCCGAUGCUGAAGAAGCAAGAAGACGAUGAUCCAUAUUUGAAACCCAUCAAUGUGCAUGAACGAAGAGCAGAGUUCGCUCGUCAGAGGCAAGCCAUGAAAAAUCAAACAUCAGAUCAAUCAAUUGAUCGAGAUUCCGGUUACUGCAACGCUCCUAGAAAUGUUCAAUUGAUAGAUCUAAAUGAAAAGAACCAGAAACACUCGGAUGGGGUUGAAAAAAACUCGGACAGCAACUCGAAGAAGGAUUUCGUGCCAAACAUCCUGAGGACACAAGACAAUUAUGUGAAUAUGCCGAAACAGAAAAUUGAUUUGCGGAAGGACGUACCUGAUGGAUUCAGUAAUCCCAGUUAUGUUAUGAUUGACUCUCGGGAAACGAAUUAGAGGUGUUAACAGUUAUAAUAACCUGAAGAAGGAGACACUUUUAAUAUAUACAAAUAGUUGCGUUGGUGUGACUAGGUAGGAAACAGGGUGGGUCUGGUAACCUGAAGUGUAGAGGAGUUUUGUGAAAAAUUGUUGGAAUAAGUAUAAUUGGGUACGUGGUGGAAUUUUGUAAGGAAAAUGACAAUGUACGGUGAGAAGUUUAUACUCGUUAGGUACAUAUGAUGCUCAAGGGUUAUCAAGUAUUGCGUUUAAUUUACAUUAGUCAUGCAGAUUUCUUUUGUUAUGAUUUGAAGAUUUGGCGAUUUGAGAACUUGGAAGUUUGAAAGUUCAGGCAUUGGUGAAGUUGGAAAUUUGGGGAUU